AUGGACAAAUCUGAGGAUAUGGCGGCGUUUAUGGCGCCAGGGACCUUCCGGCAGCUCGUGGAGGUCUCCCGGAGCGCCUCGAAGCAGGUCGAUGCCGCGGAUGCGUCGAAGCAGCAGAAGUCGUACGCCGACUCCAUCAUAUUCAGCGAAGUGUGCCACUACUGCAUCACGGGAACUCCGAUCCUGGGCACGCUGACUCUGACGACGGAGGCGAUAACGUUCGAGCCGGACGCCAGGGACGCGAAUGUCUACGAGCGUGGACGGGGCUACUACCAGGUCCACGUGGACCUCGUGAGCAUCGAGGAGUGCGGCUUGAUAGGUGUGUCGGCCGAGGACCUCAGCUCGUACGACCGAGGCAGCAUGCACUGCAACGGCCUGCUGCAGAUACUGCUUAAAAACGGCCGCCGGGACACUUCGGCCACCGCGGCGGUGGAAGACCCUUUCGACCCGUUCUUCUGCGAGCACCGCAUCGUUUCCAAGCCUCAUACGGUGCCGCCCAAAGAGUCGCGCUCCAUCAGCCUGGUGUCGCAGGGCAUUUCGAAGCUCAGCUACGUCGCCAACAUGGCGGGGUUCGGCUCGACGCCCAAGCCGCCGCAGGAAAGGCCGCCUCAGAGCGCGGUGCAGGCUAAGGUGUUCGUGGUGUUCGCCUUCUUCAAGAAGGAAGUCGCACACCGGUGCACUCUGGCGCUCAUGGACGCGCUGGAUGAGGCCAAGAAGCGCGCGGCCGCGAUGCCGUCCCGCAGCAGGAUCUCUCGCGUGCCGUUUACGUCCAACGAGCUGCUGCACAUGCUCACUGAGAGCAUACGGCCCGAGGAGCAGGCGCAGCAGCGCCGCCGGCGCCCUUCCGACAGCCGCUCCAGGAAGGCCGCGGGCAAAAAUACGCAGCAGCCCCCCUACGUGCACGGUAUCGCCGAGAGCGAGAACGAGCUGCGCGAGAGGGUGGCGCAGAAGUCGCGCAUCCUCACGGCGGACAUGGUCAACCAGCUGGUGGAUAACCUGCCGCCGGCGCUGGCCAUACGGAACUGGGAGGUCACCUUCAAGACUUCGCACGACGGCGUGUCCUUCGGCACCUUCUACAAGAACCUGCAGGGGCACGAGCACUGCCUCAUGGUGAUAAAGGACGACCACGGCAACGUUUUCGGCACUUUCACGGGACACAUAGAGCUGUCGUACAGGUUCUAUGGCACCGCCGAAACGUUCGUCUUCAAGUUCGACAACGGCAGAAUCCGCGUGUACAGGGCGAAGGGCAACAACAAGUGCUACGUCUACUCCAACGAGAACACCAUCGUGAUCGGCGGCGGCGCCAACUCCGCGCUGUCGAUCCACGACGCGUUCCAGAGCGGGACCACCGCCGCCUGCGAGACCUUCGGCAACGACCCGCUCGCACCCACAUUCGUUUUCAACAUAGAAGAAAUGGAAGUUUGGACUUUCGGAGGCUACCUCGUCUAA
Molecule: messenger RNA, 1449 nt
Organism: Babesia bigemina
Lineage: Eukaryota; Apicomplexa; Aconoidasida; Piroplasmida; Babesiidae
Product: TLD family protein, putative
Exons: 1
Coding region: 1-1449 (482 amino acids)
Source: RefSeq, a predicted model, not a curated record